AUGGCACCCAUCAAAGUCGGCGUAGUUGGUUACGGCAACUCGGCUAAAAGUUUCCAUCUACCAUUCAUCACUGCGAUACCGGACUUUGAACUCAUAGCUAUUCUUCAAAGAGCCGAAGCCCCAUCAGACCCUUCGUCCGCCACCAAGGGCUCACACUGCACCGUUGACUUUCCUCAUGUCAAGCACUACCGCGAGGCUGACGAGUUCUUUACCAACUCUGAGAUCCAGUUCGUCGUGGUUGUCACUCAUCAUGAUACACAUGCGAGAUUUGCUGAACAAGCGCUCCUCGCAGGCAAACAUGUCAUCGUCGAUAAGCCGUUUGCCAUGACUUCCGAAGAGGCGGACAAAGUGAUCAAGAUAUCGGAAGAGAAGCGUCUCAUACUCACUUGUUUCCAGAAUCGACGAUGGGAUGCCGACUUCAAAACUCUUAGUCACCUGAUAGAAAAUGGCGCACUUGGCGAUAUCAAAGAAGCCGAGCUCCACUAUGACUUUGAGUCGCCAUCUUGGUUGUCUAAAAUGGGGACAAAGUUUACUCCAGGAUCAGGCAUGUCUUAUGGUCUUGGUACACACAGUCUCGACCAAGCUCUUGUUCUCUUUGGACGACCCAAGACUGUAACAGGCUUUUUCCGUGUCCAACGUGAUGGCGAAAGUGAGGUUGAGGACUCUUUCACGAUUAUUCUCCAAUACGACGGCGCGCAGAAGGAUCUUCUCGUCACAGUCAAGACAUCGGUGGUCACACCUAUGGCGCAGCAGCUUAAACAGCUUGUACGAGGAACGAAAGGUUCUUUCAUCAAGUUUCAACAACGCAGCACCUGCAUAACAGAAGACAACAUCGCAGCAGGUCUCAAACCGCUCGAUGAAGGGUUCGGCAUUGAGUAUGAGAGCAUGCAGGGAACUCUGACCACAUAUGAAGAAUUCGACAGUAAAGUGCAGAAAUGGGAUCCGGAGACAAAGAAGUACACGGGUAGAUACCCUACUCUUCCAAGUCGGUGGAUUGGAAUCUACGAGAACGUUGCGGAUGCGAUCAAUGGCAAGGCCGAAUUGGUUGUCAAGCCUACUCAAUCGAGGGAUGUCUUGAGAGUCAUUGAGCUGGCCAGGGAAUCACAUGAGAAGGGUGCCACUAUUGUUUGGUCUUGA
Fusarium venenatum is the source of this 1137-nucleotide messenger RNA. RefSeq lists its product as uncharacterized. Gene Ontology annotation, molecular function: nucleotide binding. NCBI's taxonomy places the organism in Eukaryota, Fungi, Ascomycota, Sordariomycetes, Hypocreales, Nectriaceae. The record is from RefSeq and is a predicted model, not a curated record.